AUGGCGUGUGCAACGCGUGUUGAACUAGAGAUAAUAAUAAUUAAACUUCAUGACAUAAAUAUGGUUGUGACUAAUUUGGACGGUGACCGAGGAUAUCUAGAAGGCCUUGCAUCCCGGUACGCUGACCUCUUCUCAACCCACUACGGCGACGUUCUCGACCAUCUUGAGGAAUUACGGAGGCACGAAUGGGAAGAGAUGUCACCAAGGAUGCGAGUUAUCGGAGGGCCUGGCACCCCCCAAACCCCGCCCUCGGCUAGUCCGGGUUCAUUGGCCCUUAACAACCUGACCACAUCACAUUCGCAACCGAUCUACGUUCCUGGAAAGUACUCUCCUUCAAGCUGCUUGACGGACAAGGAAGAGGAUGAGAUCUAUGGUUUCGGUUAUGGCGUUUUUGGGAAGCAGAUGUUGCAGAGGCAGCAGCAACAAAAGCAAUUGCUGCUUGCUCAGCCAUCGCAACCUUUGAUGCAUAACCAGCAACACAACUAUCAAAGCUGCCUGAGUCCUCGUUCAGCGUACUUUUAUGAAUUCCCUCCCAGCGAUAACUGCCUCGGUACAGCUAAGAAAAAGGUGACCACAUUUUCAAGACUGCUACGCGGAUUAAAAUCCCAUAGAAAAGAAAAACAUGGUUCCUGUUCUCCAAAGCACACACACAGUCCACGGCAAACGUUGCCGCCUCAGCGGGUGGAUACACCGGACAGCGUGCUACAAAGUGGCUUAGGCCUCGGUCCAGGUCCUGACACAGCUCUAAGGUCCAUGGUUGACCCUAGAGACUAUGAUCGGCUACGCUUCUUUCAAAUGACAGCCGCCCAACCAAACACCUUUGAAGAAACUAUACAUAGGUUAAAAGUUCAAGAGGCGAUGAAGAAAAAGGACAAAUUGGCGAGAGAACAAGAAGAGAUCCUACGGGACAUCAGACACGGUCUCAUCAAUAUGGGACGGGACGGGGUUCGUGGUCCGUUUGGAGACGACACGUAUAUGUACGACGAUGAAGCUAGAGGGUUGUCUGGACGAGGCCACUGGUAUGAUGAGCCACCCUAUGAAAGUGAUCCAGAGGACUUUCUCAUGGGUGGAAACGCACCAGCUGCGACGUUUCAAAACGGCCGAGUUUGUUUUACGCUUAAUCUCCGAAAUGAACCGAGAGGCGAAGGCGUGAUAUCAUUGAGAAGUGCUGGCGAUAUAAGCUUAGCGAGGGCUCCGCGGAGAGGAUUAAUAAUUCCACAGAGCGGCCCCUACCCAACCACUGUGAUACCGUUGCGAACUGCGAGAGAUAGGGAAAGCGGGGAUUACGCCGCGUCUGACAUACAAUCUAUAGGAUCGCGACUAUCCGGCAUAUCGUUGGAAUCAAGCCGUUCCGAGCGGGAUUCGAGACGAGGUUACAGGCAAAUGUCAGGCUAUCGAAUAGGAAUAGAUCCGUUAUCGCCGGCUUCAUCGGAUUACGAAGAUCAAGAGAGCGAGACUGACUCGCAGCAUAUAGCGACAGUGCACAAGUCUGCGGAUGACUUGGAAGGUGUUUCGAAUUUAGUGGGAAAAGUUCGAGGUCUUAGGCAGGAUGUACAAAGAAAAAUAUCAAGAUUACGACAAGAAAUAGGUCCUGAAUGUUCCGAAAGGCGAACAAGUGGGGACCAGGCGUUUCCAUGUUCUAAUAGUUCUUUUGAAAGUCUUCCCAGUGGAUCAGGCAGUAGCACGCAGGCAUUGGUUCGAGCCGGUAGUAAUCAUUCAUCUCUCUCGGCAGAAGAAAGCAUAGAAUUAAGUCCGGCCGGGCGGAGUCUUCUUGUACCACAAAUGCUGUGCCGUGCCCGUGCUCUGGUUGAUUACAUACCCAAUAUAUAUGAAAAAGAUGCUUUGAGAUACAAGAAAGGAGACAUCAUCGAAGUGAUAAACAUGAAUGCGUCAGGAAUAUGGCGUGGAGUGGUCAACAACAAAGUUGGUAACUUCAAGUUUGCGAACGUUGAGGUUUUGUCAGAAAGGGAUGCUUCCAGAUCAAGAACUCUGAAAUGGUGCAAGAGCAGGGAAAGGCUUUGGGAGACACGACCUCGAACGGUAGAAGAGCUAUUGCGAAGGAUAGAUCUGCCAGAAUAUGCCAUUGCAUUUGCAAGAAACGGAUAUGAGGAUAUUGAGCUUUUUAAAGAAAUUGAGCCUUCAGAUUUAGAUUACUUGGGUAUUAUGACUCCAGACCAUCGGACGCGUAUCCUCGCUGCUGUACAACUGCUGCACCAGCUUGAAUGUGGCGAAGGUGAGGUUGAGGGAGACGGUGGAGGUUCUAGUUCUGAAGGCGGUGACUCACCUUUUGGCAGGAGGCAAUUCCCGCGUGACUCUGGAUGCUACGAAGCGGGAGUUGGCGUUGGUGGCGUGCGCGUGCGUACCUCUCCUCUGGUGCACAGAACUGACGAACCCUCACAUCGGCCUCCAGAACCGGCUCCUCAAGCAAAGCGCUCUAUCCGGCGGCGCCAACCCGAUGACGCCGAAUGCGACAGAAUUGAAAGAUAUCCAGGUACAAUUGGAGAAAAGAUCGUCACUCGUGGCGGAGGGUUGCCGGGCGGAGCGAGAGACGACACUUGCGAAUCCGACCAUAAGUUGAAUGUUGUUAAAUUUGUUGCCGGCGCCGAGACCUGUAUAUCUGAGAAGAGCAGUGAUUCUGGCGUGAGUAGUUCGUCGCUGAGUUCCGCGCAUCCGCACCGUCCCUGA
Molecule: messenger RNA, 2685 nt
Organism: Pieris macdunnoughi
Lineage: Eukaryota; Metazoa; Arthropoda; Insecta; Lepidoptera; Pieridae
Source: the annotation of a GenBank genome assembly